AUGGGCACGGCGUUGCAGACGCUGCGAGGGUUGUCGGUGGGUUCCACCAUGCAGGACACCGAUUUCUGGCCUGACCAUGAAGCUUUACCUGAUGAUUUAACAGAAUUCAUGGAUGACAGUUACUUGGUGAAGAUGCUUGGAUACAAACUCCAGGUUCCGCCCCUUCCCCCAGAGGACAAUGCAAUAGUACCUGCCGUAAAGAGCUCAUCACCAGCUGGAACAUUGUCAGACACUACUAGCAGAUUCAUGUCUCCCCCUUGCAAUAAUGAGAUGACUCAAAGUAAGGAGUCAACUGCAGUUCAGAGGUCUCCUGUAAAGUUUGAUAUGCCUCAGAGUGUAAUGAAAUACAUUCAAAUGGCCAAAGCGCAUAUGCAUCAAAUCUGCGAGGAGAUGGAACCAAGGCAAAAUUUGACAUCUCAUUACGUGGCUGUACAAGUGAUCCAAAGAGAGAUGUGUCGCUCUGGCAAAAAAAAGAAUAGAUGUCUGAACAAAGAGAUGGCGGUCAUGGGAGAUAUGGACAGACAAGAAAGACUGAUCAAGUUGACCCAGGUAUUUGAGAACUCGAAUGGAGCCAAACCAAAACGGUACAUACUACUACUUGGCAAAACUGGCAUGGGAAAGACCACCCUUAUUAGGAAGCUAUGCCAGGACUGGGCCAAAGACUGCCUUCCACAAUUUGACUUUAUAUUCUUAUUGAAUAGCAGUGCUCUCGUCACUUUAGGAAAGUCGCACUACAGUCUUCAGACCCUCCUGCUUGACUUUUUUAACAUUGCCUCCUGUGACUCCUCCGACACUGAGGAAGUGUACGCUCAAGUCCUUGCAGCCCCUAAACGUGUGCUCUUCAUUUUCGAUGGAUUUAAUGUUCGGGACUAUGAACUUCUAUUUCAGGAAAAAGACUUUACAACCUUGUUAGACAAAGACACUAAAGCGAAGUCAUCUACAGCUAGACAGCUAUUCUCUGCCAUCUUGCAAAGGGUGGUCCUUCCAGGAUCCAGUCUUCUGAUUUCGGCAAGACCCAGAGGCACUGCCUGCCAACUAUUGCGGCGACUUGACAGCAUUUUGGAGGCUAUUGGAUUUACCGCACCAAAUAUAGAAACAUAUGUUUCUAAGUACUUUUCUGAUCCAGACCUUAGAGAAUCUGCUCUCAAAUGUUUAGAAAAGUGUAGCUAUCUGUGUCAUCUUUGUUGGAAUCCUAGACUCUGUCGACUUGUGUGUUUGGUUUUGGAACACACCCAAAGUUCAGAGGGACUUCCCAACAGUUUAACUGAGCUCUGCCAUAAAGUUGUAUAUCUUAAAAUAGAGAAUGACAAGUCGGGAUCUUGCACUCAAGCACAAAACACAAGCAAAGCACAAGUGAGCAAAAGAACAAUGCGAUCAACAAGGAGAGAAAGGAAAAUAAAAACAAAGGAGAUUAAGACUGGGGAAAUCUAUGAAAAGAAAUUGUUGUCCUGUUUAUUCUCUUUGGCCUGGGAAGGAGUGAAGUCCAACACAUCCAUUCUGCCCAGAGAUGUAUGCUCGGAACUGAAAGCAUUUGGGAUCAGGAAGGGACUUUUCCUUUCUUAUCGAGGGAGGGCAAGACAGUCCUGUUGCAAGGUCCAAAUUCAGCAAGUCCAGGAAAAGAAAGAGAAUGUUUUGGAAGAACAACGGCAAAAUCAACACAAUAUGAACUUACAAGAAAAUGAUGGAGACGAUAACAGUCUCUUACAGUGGGCAGAUCCCUUCCUUCAGAGUUAUCUGGCUGGAAUUCAUUUGUCCAAGGCAAGAAAUGUUUGCCCUCAGAACCUCCUGCAGAACCUCUUCUCCCAGUCUGCUGCAACGGGACGUCAACGUCCCCAAGGAGAGGCGCAAGAGCUAACACAGCGAUUUGCUUUGGGAAUCAUGUUCCUUCCAAGAAGCGAGCUACGCAGGCUUCAUCUAGACAUUAACUCUAGCAGGCGGGCCUUGUUCACUAAGCAUCUUACGGGUCUUACCCUUACUAACCUGUGCCCUGAUCAGUUCCUAGAGUUAUGCCACUAUAUCUUUGAAGCAGGUCUUUUACAUGACAACAACAGUGACAUUGGAGAGGCACGAUUGGCUACUUACCUGGUAGAAAACCUACCCGAGGUCCUCACCUUUCGUGGAAUUCCACUUGGACCGCCAGACGCGUACGUUGUGCAGAAAAUUCUUGAAAGGGCUGAGAAUGGAAGCAGAGCUUUUUCUUUGGAUCUGGAGGACACUGGGAUUCCAAUUUCAAAUCUAAGGUCCUUGGUGGGGCUUGGCAGCUGCAGUACAUAUAGAGCAUGCAUCGCUGAUGUAAUUGUACUGUGGCAGCAGUUACAGCAGAGUGGGGGAAGAAAGUCCCUUCAACAAUAUGUGAAAAAGUUUAACAUCAACCCUCUGAAGAUCAUGCAUCUGCAUCAAAUAGAACAUCUAUCAAGGCUCGUGAAAAUUCAUAUGAACAAGCGGCUCUUAGACUGCCCUGCAGAACCUGAUGUCCUCCUAGAGAAAGGAGUUCCGGCAGUCAACGGGCUGCACAAACUGGAAAUAGACAUUGGUCCGGAACGUGGGCCCCUAGCUUUCCUGAAGCUGUCGGAGUUUCUACCAAGUCUAUGUGAACUACAACAUUUAGAUUUGGAGGGCAACAAUAUUGGAGACAAAGGAGCUGAGCAAUUAGCUGAAACGUUUGGCUCCCUCUGUUUUCUUCAGAUACUGAAUCUAUCACAGAAUUACAUAGGGGACAACGGGGUGCAGAAAAUGGUGACGAGACUGACGGAUCUAUCCAAACUGCGCUGUUUAAUCCUCUACAGCAACAUGAUUUCUGACAAUGGUGCCUCAGCCUUAGCUGCUGUUCUCCCUCACAUGGCAUCACUGACUGACUUAGACGUGAAAUAUAAUAAGCUAUCAGAUGUUGGUGCACAAUGCUUGGGAGCCAGCCUGAGAGAAUGUAAGAAAAUUAAGACAUUAAGAAUGUGGAACCAAUGUAUUCCAUACGGUGUAUUUGAGAGACUUCAGCAGCAGGAUUCCAGGAUCCUUUGGCAUUAG
Molecule: messenger RNA, 3021 nt
Organism: Nerophis lumbriciformis (worm pipefish)
Lineage: Eukaryota; Metazoa; Chordata; Actinopteri; Syngnathiformes; Syngnathidae
Source: RefSeq, a predicted model, not a curated record